AUGGCAACGAAGGAGCCUCGAGAGGCCGUGCCGUACCUUGUCACUCUUACCGUUACACGCGACGGGCGCACAAGAUACACCACCAUCUUCCUCGGCCCGCAAACAACCACCCCCUCGGGCUCGGAAUCUACAACACUUGAGCAGACGACGGCCACAAACCAAGUACCGAUGCCUACUACCGGUGGAGACAACACGGCUGUGACGGCGCUCAUUGUUUUUGGCGUCUUUCUCGCCGUUGGCCUGAUUUUGACGCUGUUAUGGUGGUGCUGCUUGCCCCGGCGCCGACGGCACCAGAGUACAACUACCUCGACAUCAAGCAGCAAUUCUGAGAGACAUAUCGAGGACGACUACCCGCCAUAUCCACCGUAUGCGCCACGUCAACCAUAUCCAACACAUGCUCGGCAUCCCCCAAACCCUCCGGUAUCGCCUCUGGAAUCCAUAGUCCCCGAUGGGUCUGACAGGAUUGGCAGAAUCUACGAUCCACACCAGAACGGUUAA
Metarhizium brunneum ARSEF 3297 is the source of this 498-nucleotide messenger RNA. RefSeq lists its product as uncharacterized. NCBI's taxonomy places the organism in Eukaryota, Fungi, Ascomycota, Sordariomycetes, Hypocreales, Clavicipitaceae. The record is from RefSeq and is a predicted model, not a curated record.